UGAGGACUGCAGUCCAGGGAGCCUGCUGGCCAGGCUGCUGCCACAGCCCUCCUGCCUGGGAGACCAGGCACGGCUCUGAACACCUCUAGUUCAUGUGUGACCCCCGCAAAGCCAUGCGGCUGUGGCUGGCGGCCCUCGUGGGCCUGUACUACCUGGUGCGCUGGUACCGGGAGAGGCAGGUGGUGAGCCAGCUCCUGGACAAGUUCGUCUUCAUCACGGGCUGUGACUCCGGCUUCGGGAGCCUGCUGGCCAGACAGCUGGACAGGAGGGGCUUGAGGGUGCUGGCUGCGUGUCUGACGGAGGAGAGGGCUGAGCAGCUGAGGCGCCAGACAUCGGACAGGGUGGAGACGGUGACCCUGGACGUCACCAAGACCGAGAGCAUCGUGGCCGCCGCCCAGUGGGUGCAGGAGCACGUGGGGGACCGAGGGCUCUGGGGCCUGGUGAAUAAUGCUGGCAUCUCCAUGCCCACGACCCCCAACGAGUGGCUGACCAAACAGGACUUUGUGGACGUGCUCAACGUGAACCUGCUGGGGAUGAUCGAGGUGACCCUGAGCCUGCUGCCCGCAGUGAGGAAGGCCAGGGGCCGUGUGGUCAACGUCUCCAGUGUCAUGGGCCGCCUGUCACUGAGUGGUGGCGGCUACUGCAUCUCCAAGCACGGCGUAGAGGCCUUCUCAACUCCCUCAGUUAUUGGGAUGAGCUGGGGCCCCUCCCUGGGUCCUAUUCCUGUUCUUCUGUGGAAACCACUUUCUGAGCUUCCAUAA
This is a messenger RNA of Oryctolagus cuniculus (rabbit), 761 nucleotides long. RefSeq names its product retinol dehydrogenase 16. The record is from RefSeq and is a predicted model, not a curated record. Gene Ontology annotation, cellular component: intracellular membrane-bounded organelle. Gene Ontology annotation, molecular function: oxidoreductase activity. Lineage: Eukaryota; Metazoa; Chordata; Mammalia; Lagomorpha; Leporidae. Gene Ontology annotation, biological process: steroid metabolic process.